Messenger RNA from Paramecium primaurelia, 5406 nucleotides. NCBI's taxonomy places the organism in Eukaryota, Ciliophora, Oligohymenophorea, Peniculida, Parameciidae. The record is from the annotation of a GenBank genome assembly.
AUGCUUUAGUCUUUUUUAAAUUGCUUCAAAAAGUAAACGAAGUUUAGGAUGAAUCGAGAUUAUGGAAAGGAUAUCCUAUCUUCAGUUUAAGACAUUUUGCCCUUCUCCUUUUAGAGACAUUAAUAUAACAAGUAAAAUAUCAAUUAAAUAGGAAGCCAUAAUAAGGAAUUUUAAGCAACAAAUGAUUUAAAUAGGUUAAACUAAGAAUAAGUGAUUUUUUCACCAAAUCCAUCAUAAGCAAACAUUCGUUUACAUUUUUUAGAAAAUGUUGAUGAACAGUUUUAAAAAAAUGAGAAUCCUUAUUAUUGCUAAUUUUCUUUAGAUUAUUUUGGAAUGAAUAAUAAAUUUAGACAAUAUUGCAUUUUAAUAAAUGAAUCUCGAGUUUAUUAAUAUCUUGUGUACUUAUUCGUAUUAUUUACAAACUAUUUAGACAUCAUUUUGUAUUGUAAUUUUAAUGAUUAAACCUUACAAUGAUUAGGAAAGUGGAUUUGGAUUUAGUUUAAAUAAUGAUUAGAUAAUAGGUGUAAUAAUUGCAGCAGAUGUAAUAUUUUCUAUUCAUCAUCUUAUUUCAAUAGUUUCUUAUGGGUAUUUAAAAUAAUUAUAUAGAUUAUGGAGUUGUAAAUAUGGAUAUUAUAGAAAUCCUAUAGCAUUUAUAAAUGGAAUAGCCUUAUUCUUUGCAUUAAUAUUAAGACAAUCUUAUUUUUAUACCUUAAGAAUAUUAUUCUUGCUUGAAUUUUUUAUGCAUUACAAAAUAUUAAGAAUAGUCCGAAAAUUUUGUUUGACAGUAGAACAUUCAUUUAUAUCAAUUGUUUAUAUUACAAUAAUAAUUUGUUUUUUCUUUUAUGUAUUUGCUGUUGUAGGAUUGUAAAUUUGGACUGGAAUUUUAGGAAAUUAUUGUAUCAACAAAAAUAAUGAAGUUGAUUUUUAUCCAACUAGAUUUUGUGGUUUGGGAAGAAGUUGUUCUGAUGGAUAUGAAUGUUAAUAGGGUGAAUUUGAAUAACCUUUUAUUUAAUAUUCACAUAAUUUUACUAGAUUUGAUUAUAUACAAGAAUCAAUGUCUAGUUUAUUUAUAGUUCAUUAUAUAGAAGGAUGGGUAGAAAUAGAAUAAAGUUUAGCAGAUUCUUUCAAUAAAUAUGUAAGUACAGGAUAUUUAUGGACUUAUAUAUUUAUAUGUUCAUUCUUUUUAUAAAAUUUAGUUGUUGCAAUAUUUCUUAAAUAAUCUCAAUAAGAGAUGCAUUUAGAUGAACCUGUUUAAACUGUAUUAUUUUUAAAUAGUCAUACUAAAAUAUCAUUAACAAAUGAAAAAAGAAAGACUGUGUUUUAGAGUCCUAAUUAUCUUAGUAAAAGUAAACAAAGAGUUAUGAUGAUGCUUAUGAAUUCAACAAAAAGAAAUAAUGAUUAAAGAAAGAUUAGAAUAAUUAUCAAAUCAAUUUUAUAAUCAAAAAUAACAUAAUAUUUUUAUAGUCUUUUAUUUUUGGCUAAUCUUGUUGUUUUAUCUUUAAAUGAUGAAUCAGCAUAUAAAAAUAAUUUAGAAGGUACUUUAGCUAAAGUAAAUAUAAUAUUUCUAGUAAUAUAUUUAUUAGAAGAUAUAGCAAGAAUUUAUAUUUGGAAAUAAAAGGAAAGUAAAAUAGUAGUUUUAUUAGAAUUUAUAUGUGAUUUUGUUGGUUUGAUAGUAUAAGUCAAUUAAAUGGAACAUCCUUUUAUAUUAAAUACAAUUAAAGGAAUAAGAUUAUUAUGGGUGUUUAAUUAUUAAACUAGUUGGUCUAAUUAUAGAGUAUUAUUAUCAGCAUUAUGGAAGUCCUUUAAUAAUAUUCCUAUAAUGAUUUUAAUACUUUUUAUUUAUGGAUUAGUAAUUGGUUUAAUGGGUAGAAAUUUUUUUGCUGGAAAAUUAAGAUUUAAUGAUUUAGGAUUCUAUGAUUUAAAUGGUUCUUAUAUUCCAAGAGCAAAUUUUGAUAGUAUGAGAGAAACUAUUACUACAUUAUUUAUAAUCAUAUCUUCAGAUUAAUGGUAAACCAUAUUUUAUACAACUUUGGAAACUGGAUCUUGGAUUCCAUAUGUCUUUUUUAUUUGUGUCUAAUUUAUUUGUAAAUUCUUUAUAUUACCUUCUUUUUUGACUUUAAUGCUUGAUAAUUAUGAAGAUGCUAAAAAUGAAGCUGAUCUUUCAAAAGCUAGAGCAACUAAAGUUAUUUCAACAAUGUAAAAUAAAUCAAGAAUUGUACCAACAAAAGAGACUUCAUUAUUAUAGGUUAGUAAUUCAUAAUCUGAUAAGAAACGCUUUUUUGGAAGAUUGUCAAAGGUAUCUGAUGAUAGUGAUAAAGAAGAAAGUCAUUAAAAACAACAUUAAAUAUUAAGAAGACAAUAAUCUAAAUAUUAUUAAGUAUAAAUAUUAAAAAGUGGUGAUGAUUCUUAAAAUGUCUCUGUAUCUUCAUUUAAUCGUAAAGAAUAUUUUGCUAAUUCAUCACUUUUUAUUCUACAUAAUAAAUCUAAUUUAAGGAAGAAAUUACAUAUAUUAAUUCAAUAAAAAUAUUAUGAUUGGGGAAUGAGUUUCAUAAUAUUAUUAAAUUUAAUACUUUUAGGAUAUGAUAGACCACUUAGAUAAGAAUAAUUAAUUAUAGAUGUAUUUAAUUAUGCAUUUAAUGGUAUUUUUAUAUUAGAUGCAUUAAUCAAAAUAUUAGCUUAAGGUUUUUAUUGGAAUAAAUUAGAACCUCAAAAAUCUUAUAUAAUGAAUAAUAAUAAUUAAUUAGAUUUUGUUAUUCUUAUUAUUAGUUCUCUUGAUGAUCUUAAUAUUUAUAAGAGUUAAUAUCUUAAAGCCUUUAGAGCUCUAAGAACUCUAAGAAUUCUAAUAACAUUAAGGGUAAUUAAUUUAGAUAUAUUUAGAGAGGUUCAUAAAAUGAGUAAUUAAAUUUAAUAUCCAGAUCCUUAUUAUAAACUAUCUCAUUACUUUCAUCAAUGAUUUUUGUAACUGGCAUAAGUCUAUGGAUUUUAAGUAUCAUUUGUAUGACAAUUUGGAAAGGCAAACUUUAUUUUUGCUCUUAAGUAUCUUUGAAAGACUUUAAAGAAAUUAUUACUACAGAAGAUUGUUUAGCUAAAGGAGGUUAAUGGAUAAAUAAUAUAACUAAUUAUGAUACAAUUUAAGAUUCUUUACUUUGUUUAUUCAGAUUAAUUAUUGGAGAGGGUUGGACAUAAUAAAUGUUUAGUGUAUCUGAUAUUACAGAUAGAGGACUCAAUCCUAAAAUUAAUUCAUCAUCUUAAUAUUAAUUCUUCUUUUAUGUUUUGAUCUUUUCAUUGAAUAUUGUAUUACUUAAUCUAAUUACUGGUUUAAUUAUAAAUAAUUACAGAACUAUAAAGGAGAAUAUUGCAAAUUUUUAAUAAUUAAAUGAAUUUUAAAGAUAAUGGAUAUAAAUGAUGUAAAUAAUGUAAAAGAAAAAACUAAUAUAUCUAAUACCUAAACCUUCAAAUAAAUAUAGAUUAAUUUGUUAUCAUUUGGCUAGUAACUAAUAUUUUGAGACUGUCAUACUAAUUUUGCUUAUAGUUAAUUUAAUAUUGUAAUUAUUUUCUAAUAUCUAGUUGUUCAUCUUAUAGUGGGAAGUAGAAUAUUACUACUUAAGAGGCAUUAUAUGGAAUGAGUAUUUUCUUUAUAGUAAUUUUCCAUAUUGAAUUGUUCAUCAAAUUGCUAGCAUAUUGGGUUCAUUUCUUCAGAGAUAUUCUAAAUAAAUUUGACUUAAUCAUUUUAAUAAUAACUGAUUUACUUUUAAUUAUGAAAGAUAACUUUGAUAUACCAAGACUUUAUACUAUUCCACUUAUUAUUAGAUCUUUGAGAAUCAUAAAAGCCAAUAAAUUAUUUAGAUUUAAUAAAUAAUUAAGAGUUCUUAUUGAUGUGAUUUAAGAUUUAAUGCCUACAUUAUUAAGUGUUAUUGUUUUCAUUGCAAUUACUAUAAUUAUAUAUUCACUUAUAGGAGUUCAAACUUUUUCAACAAUAUGGAGUACUUCAUCAGAUCCUCAAUAUCCUUAUACAAUGGAGGAAAACUAAAGAACUAAAUCUUUUUCCAAUUUUUUAGAUGGAGUAUUAAUUUUAAUUGAUAUUUCAACUGGUUAAUAUUGGUCUUUGUAUAUGGCUGAUUAUACAAUUGAUACUAAAGGAUGUCAUACAUAAACUCCUGAAUAAUUUGAAUUAGAAGGUGCUCGUGGUUGUAGUACAAUCUUUGGUUAUUUUUUCUUUAUAAGUUUUUUGGUUUUAAUUCGCAUAAUAAUGACUUCAUUAUUUUUAGCUAUGAUUAUUGAAUCUUAUUAAGAAUGUUAAUUAGAAAAUACAGCAGCUAUAAAUCCAUAUUAAUUAGAAGAUUUUUUAGUUAAAUGGUCCGAUUAUGAUCCUCAAGGUACAGGUUGGAUAACUCCAGAAGAUUUUGCAUUUUUGAUGUUCGAAAUAAAUCCACCUUUAGGAUUUAAAGAUGAAAAUUCGCAAUAUUAUGAUUUUGCUGCUGCAAGUAAAAUAGAAAACGAUAUUUAGAAAAUUAAAAAUUAAAGUCCCAUUUCUAUAACCAUAAGAAAAAAAUGAGAUUAUUUAAAACUGAAAUCUUUUAAAAACUAAGUGAUUAUCAAAUUUAAAUAUAUCAAAAUUAAAUGGUUCAUUUUAAAGAUAUAUGCAUUCAAUUAGCUUAUAAUGCAAUAAAAAAGAAAAAUGAACUUAAAGGUAUAGAAUAAAUUGAAGAUAAAAUUAUUCUACGUUAAAUAAGAAAAUCAUGGGAAUCCAGAUAUCCUGAUUUAAUUGGAAAGAAAACAUAAUAAUUUGUAGUAGAUAUUUUUGCUAUAAAUUCUAUUACUGAUAUUUUAAGAGGGUAUUAAUAAUAUUAAUUUAGAGUUAUUGAGAGAAGAAAAAUAAAAAAAAGAAUUAAAGAAAUGUAAAAGGAAAAAAACUUAAAAUAAUUAGAAAUUAAUGAAAAUGCUUAAUUUACUACAAAAUCUAUUCUCUAAAGAUAUAAAGGUAGAAGAAGGAGUUAAGUAAGAUAAAGAGUUUAUAAUUUUGUAUAAACAAAUUCAUUUAGAAGAAGUGAAAUAAAUGUUGUUGAUCCAGAAUCAGGAGGUAUCCAUUAACCAAAGAGAACUGUUUAUCAAAAUUAUUAAUAAUAAUAAUAAAAUAAAGAGGACAAAAGUUCUUUAACAAAUCUUAACUUUUUUAUUGAUCCAGAUGAAAUGUGUAAUGGAUUUCCAAUGAAAGUUGUACAUGAAACAUAAAAAAUUGAUUUUCCUGCCAUUAAAUCUGAUAAAAGUUUAGGAACUCUCUUAUUAUCUUAAAGUGAAAAAUAAGUCAAGAAAUUAGGAGGUUACAUAUCAGAAAAGUGUUCUGAUGAAGAAAAUCAAUAAGAUAGUGUAAUAUAAAAUUUCAAGAGAAAUGACAUGUUUGAAUGA